Molecule: messenger RNA, 2679 nt
Organism: Gadus chalcogrammus (walleye pollock)
Lineage: Eukaryota; Metazoa; Chordata; Actinopteri; Gadiformes; Gadidae
Product: integrin alpha-6-like
Exons: 22
Coding region: 38-2521 (827 amino acids)
Biological process (GO): cell-cell adhesion; integrin-mediated signaling pathway; cell-matrix adhesion
Cellular component (GO): external side of plasma membrane; integrin complex
Molecular function (GO): integrin binding
Source: RefSeq, a predicted model, not a curated record
GGUGCGUCUUGAACAGAAUAACAACACCCUCGUUGAAAUGGGCAUCUACCAGGACGGUCCAUUUGAGACCGGCGACGAGCGGGAGCUGAGGGCCGAUCUGGUACCUGUUCCUCCCACCAGCUAUCUGGGCUUCUCCCUGGACUCCAGCAUGGCCCUGGUGGUGAAGGGCAGGCUGACGGUGGUGGCGGGGGCACCAAGGGCCAAUCACAGCGGGGCGGUGGUGCUGAUGACGAUAGAUAAUGACUCCAGCAUGCGGGAGGAGUUCACCCUGCAUGGGCAAGGCCUGGCCUCCUCCUUCGGCUACGACCUGGCCGUGCUGGACCUCAACCAAGACGGUUGGCAUGACAUCGUUGUGGGGGCCCCGCAGUACUUUGAGAAGGACGGGAAGAUAGGGGGCGCGGUCUACGUCUACGUCAACAAGGCCGGGGCAUGGGACACAGUCACCGCCCUCCGGAUCGACGGGCCUCAGGACUCCAUGUUUGGACUGUCUGUGGAGAACCUGGGCGACAUCAAUCAGGACAAUUACCCCGACUUUGCAGUCGGGGCCCCCUACGAUGACGAGGGUGCGGGGGUGGUCUACAUCUACCACGGCUCAGAGGACGGCAUCAGCUCCAACAAGAAGCAUUCCCAGAUGUUGAUGGGCAGGCCGUUGAGUAGCAGGCAUUUCGGCUACUCUCUGGCGGGGAACAUGGACCUGGACCUGAACACCUACCCCGACCUGGCCGUGGGCUCUCUCUCCGACUCGGUGUUUGUCUUCAGGGCCCGCCCAGUUGUUGACAUCAUCAAGAAAAUCACCAUCACCCCCCCCGAGCUGGACCUCACCAAGAAGAACUGCGGCGACAAGAUCUGUCUAACAGUGUCCGGCUGCUUCAGCUACGUCGCCAGCGCCGCGAACUACAAUCCUCAACUGAGUGUGCGCUACAAACUGGUGGUGGAGGAUCAGCGUAAGAAGGCGGGCCUACCCUCCAGGGUGGUCAUCACCCAGGCGUCGUCCUCUGGCAGCAACUUCGAGAUCAGUGGCCUCCUCAAGUUGACCAAGCAGAAUCAGCAGUCCUGUCUGGAAUGGAAACUCACCUUGCAGGACGACAUUCGGGACAAGCUGCGCGGCAUCCCGAUCGAGGUGUUCGUGGACAUCCAGGACAGCGCGCGGCGCCGGAGACAGGCCUCUGUGGCCGAGCUAAAGCCCGUCCUGGACGCCGACAAGCCCAAAAGCAUCCGCUCAGAGGUGAGCUUCCUGAAGGAGGGCUGUGGAGCAGACAACGUGUGCCAGAGUAAAAUGGUGGUAGGGUAUCGCUUCUGCAGAAAGAAACCCAACCAAGACGUCUUUGAACCACUAAACCUCGACAGCUCUGGGGUGCCAGUGUUGUCCCUCAGCAACGAGAAGGAGAUUGCCUUGGAGGUCACGGUGACCAACGUCGAGGGCGACGAUGCCUACGAGGCCUCUAUCAACGCCACCUUCCCCAACGCCCUGUCCUACUCCUCAUACCGCGUCCUGUCUAAAGACAUCCAUCCGGUGACCUGCAAGGCCAAUAAGGAUGGCUCUAUGGCAGAAUGUGAACUUGGGAACCCCUUCAAACGAGACGCUAAGGCGACCUUCUACAUCAUUCUGAGCACAGCAGGCAUCUCUCUGAACACCACCGAGUUGGAGAUCGAUCUUACACUUGACACGACGAGUGAUCAGAAAGAAAAGAAGCCUAUCAAGGCAAGGGCAAAAGUGGUGAUUGAGCUACUUUUGUCUUUAUCAGGGCAGGCCCAGCCCUCCCAGUUGUACUAUACGGGGAAGGUUGUAGGAGAGAGCGCCAUGAAGACAGAGAGCGACAUCGGCAGUGCUAUCAAAUACAUUUUCAGGAUCAUCAACUUGGGGAAGCCCCUGAACAACAUCGGCUCUGCCAGCCUGGUGGUCAGAUGGCCCAAGGAGAACGCACACGGGAAGUGGCUGCUGUACCUCAUGGGCAUCAGCUCUGACGGGUUACACAAGGUCAACUGCUCCCCUGCGGGAGAGAUCAACCCUAAAGGCGUCAAAAAGGAGCCAUCUACCAACCGGAAGCGACGAGCCAUUGGGGACAAAAGCAUAAAAGAAGGUUCCACUUCUCAGCUAACAGACGUUAGGAAAUCUGAGACUUUGUCCUGUGGCAGUGGGGCGUCGUGUGUGGAGUUUCAGUGCCCCCUUCUGGGACUGGACAGUAAUGCAGCCCUCAUGUUCCAUGCUCGUCUGUGGAACGGCACUUUGAUUGAGGAGUACUCCAAGUUGAACUAUCUGGAUAUCAUAGUGAAAGCUUCUCUAAAAGUGGUCAUCGCCGGACAGGAAAUGGCUCUGAAGAACUCAGAAACACAGGUGAAGGUGACGGUGUUCCCGGAGAGGCGUGGGUACCAGACCGGCGGGCUGCCCUGGUGGAUCAUCCUGGUGGCCAUCCUGCUGGGCCUGCUGCUGCUCGCCCUGCUCAUCUUCCUCCUGUGGAAGUGUGGUUUCUUUCGGAAAGACGACAGCCCAGACACAAAGCUCCUGACGGCGGAUGCGUAGAACAAGAGGCACAGAGUGAUAAGCAAGAGAGAGAGAGAGAGAGAGGUGUGGCUUUUUUAAACGUACCAAACACGAAGACACGGUUCCCAGUUACAACGCCGUGCGGAUCAAAAGGGAGGUGAGGGACGGCAGAGCCGGACAGCAGGACCACUGGGAGA